AUGGACAGUCACGCGCAGGAUGCACCGCUUCUCAUCAUCGCGGGCGAAACCUCGGGCGAUCAGCACGGCGCGGCAAUGGCCCGCGUCUUGCGAGAGGACUUCCCGGACCUGUCGAUCUUCGGCGUGGGCGGCGAGCACAUGCGCGCGGCCGGCGUAGAAACGCUGUUCGACGUCGAGGCGCUGAACGUGGUGGGUCUCGUCGAAGUGCUCGCCAAGGUUCCCUCGGGCCUGUUGAUGGCGCGUCGCCUUUUGCAAGCCGCUCGUGAGCGCGGUGUCCGUGUGGUGGUGCUGAUCGACGCGCCGGGCUUUAAUUUGCCCUUUGCCCGCUGGGCCAAACAGGCGGGUUUGCAGGUCGUCUACUACGUUAGCCCGCAGAUUUGGGCUUGGCGUCAGAACCGCAUUCACAAGGUGGCGCGCCGCGUGGACAAGAUGCUGACGCUGUUCCCGUUUGAGGUGCCGUUCUACGCCGCUGCCGGGGUCGAUGCCGAAUAUGUCGGGCACCCGCUCCUCGAUUGCCUGCCCGGCCUGCCGGACCGCAGCCAAGCCGCCCAGACGCUGGGAUUGGACACACAACGGCCCAUCGUCGCCCUGCUCCCCGGCAGCCGCCGUCGGGAAGUGGAGCUUUUGCUGCAACCCAUGCUCGCGGCGUUAAGCCUGAUCCGACACGAUCUGCCCGAGGUGCAGGGCGUUCUGCCAGUGGCGCCGACCGUGGCGGAGACGGUGCAGCAGAUCGUAUCCGGGUUUCCCGGCGCGCUUACGGUGGUCAGCCAACAGAGCCUGACGGCGUUCUCCGCGGCCGAUUUCGCACUCGUUGCUUCCGGCACGGCGACCCUGGAAGCGGGACUCAUUGGCGCUCCCAUGGUGAUCGUCUACCGUGUCAACCGCCUCACCGCAUGGCUGGCCAGGCGGCUUCUGCGGGUCCCUUGCGUCGGGCUCAUCAACAUUGUCGCCGGGCACCGAGUCGUUCCCGAAUUGCUACAGGAAGCGGUAUCUCCGCGCGCCAUGGCCGCCGCGGCCUUGAGCGUCCUGCGGGAUCCUGUCGAAGCCCGGCGCAUCAGAGGAGAACUGACGGCGCUGCGUGCAACGAUGGGCGAAGGCGGCAGCAGCCGCCGAGCGGCCGCAAGCGUCGGCGCGGUCCUGCGCCAGGCGCGUGACCGGCACACGGACGUUCGGGUGCCCGAAUGA
Molecule: messenger RNA, 1185 nt
Organism: Geodia barretti
Lineage: Eukaryota; Metazoa; Porifera; Demospongiae; Tetractinellida; Geodiidae
Source: the annotation of a GenBank genome assembly